This is a messenger RNA of Haplochromis burtoni (Burton's mouthbrooder), 2052 nucleotides long. Its product is annotated as histone H1-like. Gene Ontology annotation, molecular function: DNA binding; structural constituent of chromatin. The record is from RefSeq and is a predicted model, not a curated record. Gene Ontology annotation, cellular component: nucleosome. Lineage: Eukaryota; Metazoa; Chordata; Actinopteri; Cichliformes; Cichlidae. The transcript has a single exon. Gene Ontology annotation, biological process: nucleosome assembly. Bases 73 to 684 code for a protein of 203 amino acids.
GCGAGUUUCUCAUCUCGUCUCUCGGACUCCAGUUGGAUCGCGAAAGCAACAAAGAAAACAAAAGAAGGAAAAAUGGCAGAAGUAGCACCAGCGCCAGCCGCCGCUCCCGCCAAACCAGCGAAGAAAAAGGCUUCCAAGCCCAAGAAGACCGGCCCUAGCGUCAGCGACCAAAUCCUUAAAGUAGUGACCGCUUCCAAAGAAAGGAAAGGGGUGUCACUAGCUGCCCUGAAGAAGGCUCUGGCUGCCGGAGGAUAUGAUGUGGAGAAGAACAACGCCCGCGUUAAGAUCGCCAUCAAAAGCCUGGUUUCUAAGGGCACUCUAGUUCAGACUAAGGGCACCGGCGCUUCUGGUUCUUUUAAACUUGGCAAGAAAACCGCUGAGGCCAAGCCUAAGAAGCCAGCGAAGAAAGCUGCUCCUAAAGCCAAGAAGCCCGCCGCUGCCAAAAAACCUGCGGCAGCGAAGAAGGCUAAGGCAGUAAAGAAGCCCGCAGCCGCGAAAAAGUCUCCGAAGAAGGCUAAGAAACCAGCUGCUGCCAAGAAACCCGCCAAGAAAGCCGCGAAAAGCCCGAAGAAGGUCGCCAAAAGCCCGAAGAAGGUGGUCAAGAAGGCGCCCGCAGCCAAGAAAUCCCCGGCAAAGAAGGCUGCCAAGCCUAAAGCGAAAAAGACCGCAGCCAAGAAGAAGUAAGCUGUCAUCGCUGUUACGUUUGAACUCAAAGGCUCUUUUAAGAGCCACCACAAUCUUACAAGAGCCUGUUCCUAAAGCCAUCAGUUGUACAAAUUUAUUGCGAGGCAUGUAUAGCAGACCGAGCCUAGAGAGGAAGCAAAUCUCUUCACAUCUGCUAUUAUAUUAAUUAACGUUUUUAAUUUAAUUAUCACUUGCACACACCAGCUAGCAUCCUAGUAAAGAUUAUGUAGUACAUCCGGUUUUCAAUGUCAGCUUUGGAAAAAUGCAGAAACUGCAAGUAAAACUUGCACCAUAAAAGCAGCUUCUAGAAAUGUAAGCAUCCCCAAAAAAUUAGAUCCACUUAAGUGCUUACACACAAUAUUUUUGGUAUGUGUUUAUGCAUGUGCGCGCGCUGUAAAGUCAUUAAAAGCUCCAUGGCAUACUAGACUCCAGGAAAGUGGUCUCUUGGCUCUGCCCAAUUUUAAAAACUGCUGUCAAGGGCUUUCUAUUACGUCCGCACAUCAGACAGCGAGUGGUGAGACCUUUAUUUGACUUGUUAUUGAAACAACUGAGCAAGAUGAAAGGUGUGCUGUGAUGCGUAACAUGGAAUCAAGUCCCUAUUCUACAGAGAGUAAAGAGUAAUAUGAGUUAAAGGCAGUUAAGUAUAAUGAACGUGAAUUAGAAAAUAUUAGCUACAGGUAUAAUGAAUAAUGUUUGAUGGUGGGCACCAAAGUGAACUAGAUAAAUACACCUUUAAAUAAUUGGGUCAAAAUAUAUAUUUAAUUAAAAUAGGAAAUCAAUACAUUUACUUAUUAUGUGUGCUGGGGAUAUACGAUAAAUUUUCAAUAAAACAAAUGUCCAUUAGUGAUACAUUGUCUUUAGUUUUGCACCCAUGGCCUUCCAUACAGAACCAGUGUCCAGGCUUGGUUCCUCUGAACAGAGUCCCAUGUUCAUUGACUUCCUGAGCUACAUUGAGUAGAUCACUGCUUGAGUCCUAAUAAUCAAAUACGACACAAACUUUUCUUUCCACCCCCCAAAAUACAUGUUCAAACCACCUUAUCAAUAUCGCAGAGAAUUGUCACAUGAUAUCAAAUACAGUGUAUCAACUCAGCUGUGCAGAGGCAAACAUAAUGAAGUAGUUCAUUUCGAGUUGUACAUUCAUGCGCCUCUUCAUAUUUUUGUCCACCAGAGGGCAGAAAAGCGUUAAAAAGCUUAGAGUAACUAACCCCUCUUCAAUACAAGCUUCACUGCGUCGGAUACCUUAAUUUGGCCACCACUACGCUUAAUAAUGAUGGCAAUAUUUUGAGCCAACCUUUUAAUAGUGUCCUUUAAUGGUUAAACUACAACAAAUUCAUUAAGACUGUUGUCUUCUUAUCUCCAAAAGUUGAU